AUGUCAGGACAUACUGCAUUAGUCCCAGAGCAGAACAACAACAACAGCAACCAGGAAAACAAAACUUCAAAUAUGCGAGUCUCAGAAAAAAAGUGCUCAUGGGCUUCCUAUAUGACCAACUCCCCUACUUUGAUUGUAAUGAUUGGCCUUCCUGCCCGGGGCAAAACUUAUAUGGCCAAGAAAUUAACACGCUACCUCAACUGGAUUGGUGUGCCUACGAAAGUGUUUAAUCUAGGAGUAUAUCGUCGUGAAGCAGUGCAGUCGUACAAGUCCUAUGAUUUUUUCAGGCAUGAUAACAAAGAAGCCAUGAAGAUUCGGAAACAGUGUGCCUUGGUGGCUCUAGAAGAUGUGAAAGCUUAUGUCACGGAGGAGUGCGGGCAGAUAGCUGUGUUCGAUGCAACCAACACGACUCGAGAGAGGAGGGACUUGAUCUUAAAUUUUGCUAAAGAGAAUGCUUAUAAGGUGUUUUUUGUGGAGUCUGUCUGUGAUGAUCCAGAAGUCAUUGCUGCCAAUAUCCUGGAAGUGAAGGUCUCCAGCCCUGACUACCCAGAGAGAAAUCGAGAAUAUGUGAUGGAUGAUUUCCUGAAGAGGAUAGAGUGCUAUAAAGUCACAUAUCAGCCCCUUGAUCCAGAUAAUUAUGACCAAGACCUUUCCUUCAUUAAAGUGAUCAAUGUGGGACAGCGGUUCCUGGUAAACCGUGUCCGGGAUUACAUCCAGAGUAAAAUCGUCUAUUACUUAAUGAACAUUCAUGUCCAGCCACGCACCAUCUACCUUUGCCGGCAUGGCGAAAGCGACUUUAACCUUGUUGGCAAGAUCGGUGGGGAUUCUGGCCUGUCGCCGCAUGGGAAGCAGUUCGCUCAAGCCCUUAAAAAAUUCAUUGCCGAGCAGGAGAUUGUGGAUUUGAAGGUUUGGACGAGCCAGCUGAAGAGAACCAUCCAGACAGCCGAGUUCUUGGGGGUCCCCUAUGAGCAGUGGAAGAUUCUGAAUGAGCUCGAUGCUGGAGUGUGUGAAGAGAUGACAUAUGAAGAAAUUGAAACUCAGUACCCAGAUGAGUUUGCGCUGAGGGAUCAAGAGAAAUAUCUUUAUCGUUAUCCUGGAGGAGAGUCGUACCAAGACUUGGUCCAGCGUUUGGAAGCUGUGAUUAUGGAGCUGGAGCGUCAGGGCAGUGUUCUGGUUAUUUCUCACCAGGCUGUUAUGCGGUGCCUGUUGGCCUACUUCCUUGACAAGAGCGCAGACGAGUUGCCAUAUCUGAAGUGCCCCCUUCACACCAUAUUCAAGCUCACUCCAGUUGCUUACGGGUGCAAAGUGGAAACGAUCACCUUGAAUGUUGAAGCAGUGAAUACCCAUCGAGACAAGCCUGCUGGGAGUACUAACAACCUUCCAAAGAGCCAAACCCCUGUAAGGAUGAGAAGAAACAGCUUUACGCCUCUGGCCAGUUCGGACACAAUAAAGCGCACACGAAAUUACAGUGUUGGGAGCAGGCCUCUCAACCCACUGGGGUCUCUGCUAUUCCCAGAGGCUCGAGAUGGGGCUGAUCAGCAGAAGCUACAAGUCAGUGUUCAAGUGCUUCAAAUGGGAAGUGCUUGCUUGGAGCCAGCAAACAUCAUCACCUGUGAGUCCUUGGUUUCUGUCUCAGCCACCAAGUGA
Emys orbicularis (European pond turtle) is the source of this 1647-nucleotide messenger RNA. It is a transcript of the gene PFKFB2, whose product is annotated as 6-phosphofructo-2-kinase/fructose-2,6-biphosphatase 2. Gene Ontology annotation, molecular function: 6-phosphofructo-2-kinase activity; ATP binding; fructose-2,6-bisphosphate 2-phosphatase activity. Bases 1 to 1647 code for a protein of 548 amino acids. The record is from RefSeq and is a predicted model, not a curated record. The transcript has 16 exons. Lineage: Eukaryota; Metazoa; Chordata; Testudines; Emydidae. Gene Ontology annotation, biological process: fructose metabolic process; fructose 2,6-bisphosphate metabolic process. Gene Ontology annotation, cellular component: cytosol.